GGAGGAGUAUGGACGAGCCUUCUGACGGUGCCUCGACGGCCGGCGCCGCUCAUCAGACGUGGGAAAGGCCGCCAGACCUGAGUGCGCUCAACCUAUACGGCUGGUCGUGGAGCUCCGAGCGUUCGGUCGACGCCAACCUGCUCGACCUCGCUUACCUCGUCGCUCGCAACUCGACGUGCAAGGACGGCCACAUGGGCUGCGUCCUCGCGCGCGGCGUGCCGAACGGCCGCGGCGGCGAGACCGCGGCCGCGCUCGCCCGAGACCCAGUCAACUCGGUGGCGGGAGCGGCAGGCACCGUUUGCCCGCCGUGUCCGCCCGGCGCGCCGCAGGCUGCUGCCGACGGCGCGGAGGCGUCACCCGCGCCGCCGCUCUGCCCGUCGGUGGUGCUGUGCGCCACCAACGCGCCGCUGUUUGGCGCGCACCGCUCGGACUGCCACGCAGAAGCGCUCGCCGUCAGCGAGUGCGCGCGGCGCGGCAUCGGCACCGCCGGCCUGUCCAUCUACGUCACUCGCACGCCGUGCGGGCCGUGCUACAAGCUCCUCGCCGCCGCCGGAGUCGCUCGCAUCGUUGCACCCAACGAGCGCAUGGCGUCGGCGGACUGCGCGGCGAGCGCGGCGCGGCUGGGGAUCGAGUACAUCUGGCUGCCCGACUCGCCGCAGCGCGCCGCGGAGCGCGAGGCGCUCGGCAGCGCCAAUGAGGACUACGAGAGGGUGCGCGCCCUCCGCGAGGAGCGGAAGAGGCUGCGCAAGGAGCGCUCGUACGGGCGAAAGAGUUGCGCGCGGACGGCGGCUUCGGAGGAGGCGGCUGCGGCGCAGCCGGAGGGAGGAGGGGGCGGCUCUGGAGGCGGUGUGGGGGCGGCGGCCGGCGAGGGGAGAGGUGGCGAGAGCGGGUGCGGGGCGGUGGGCGUGUAAUGCGAAUCAGAGCCAGUCUGCGACACUCUGCAUCUGGGCGCGGAGUCCGGGUGGCCGGUUCUUCUUUCCGUGCCAGUGAACGCCAGUCCCGUGCCCCGCGCCGGAGAUCAGAGGGCUCGUGUCAGAGGGAAAACCCGCCUCAGAAGGCGGCACCGCGGCAGAGGGUGGAGAAAAAAGAAAGAAUUUACAUCAAAA
This is a messenger RNA of Emiliania huxleyi CCMP1516, 1106 nucleotides long. RefSeq lists its product as hypothetical. The coding region runs from base 9 to 911 and encodes 300 amino acids. NCBI's taxonomy places the organism in Eukaryota, Haptophyta, Isochrysidales, Noelaerhabdaceae. Gene Ontology annotation, molecular function: zinc ion binding; hydrolase activity. The transcript has 7 exons. The record is from RefSeq and is a predicted model, not a curated record.